CACCAACUAUCAACUAACACAGUCGCAGAAUCGCUUCGCAGAGCUAUUUAUAUAUAUGAUAACAUAAAUUAUACUUAUCUCAUAUAAAGCUCCUAAUCGCACUUGACAGGCCAUUAAAUAAAAAUGAAGAAUCUUCCUUCAUUUCUGUUCGCCGUGCUGUUAUUCGCACUGCUACAUUGCUGGAGUGGCUCUGAGGCUUCGGAUUGUCAAUAUUCAAAGAACCACGUCGCGUACACUAUCACUGUUGAUAAAUCAGGCAAAGGAAAUUUCAGUUCAGUUCAAAGUGCCAUUAAUCAUAUUCCUGAAAGGAAUACUCGGUGGAUACGUAUUCGAAUUUCUUCUGGCAAAUAUAAUGAAAAGGUUACAGUUCCAGCGAGGAAACCAUGCAUUGUUUUUGAGGGAGCAGGCCGCCACUUGACGAGUAUUGAAUGGGGUGAUCACCAAGAUACAAGUACUAGUGCUACCUUCACUUCCAAUCCUGAUAACAUUGUAGCCAAGGGCAUUACAUUCAAGAACACAUACAACUGGGGAAAAGCAAAAAUCACUAAUUGGAGACAAGCAGUUUCUGCAAGAUUAAAAGGAGAUAAAUAUGCUUUCUAUGACUGUGCUUUUCUAGGAUUACAAGAUACUUUAUGGGAUGAAAAUGGUCUUCACUACUUCAGGGGAUGUUAUAUUGAAGGUGCAGUUGAUUUCAUUUUUGGGAAAGCACAAUCAAUUUACGAGGAAUGUGUAAUAUCAGUAAACAUAGGAAAAUACGAAAAAGAAUCAAAAGGGAGUAUAACAGCUCAGAAGAAGGAAUGGCCAGAAUAUAAAAGUGGAUUUGUAUUUAAAAAUUGUGUAAUUAAUGGAACUGGUAAAGCCAUUCUUGGAAGAGCUUGGGGGCCUUAUUCUACAGUGAUUAUCUAUAACUCGUUCUUAUCAGAAGUGGUAGAUCCUAAAGGUUGGGAUGCUUGGGAAUACUAUGGCCAUGAAGCAAAUCUUACCUAUGUAGAGGCUAAUAACAAUGGUGAAGGAGCGAACACGUCGAUGCGAGUUUCCUGGUUAAAGAAACUCAGUUCAAAUGAACUCAAUAAGUUUCUGGAUAUUUCAUUCAUCAAUGGAAAUGAAUGGCUUGACAAGAUACCUACCUCAUUCAACUAAUAUUAAUUGAUUCAUCAUUUGUAUUUUCUAUUUGUAUGUAAAGCGUUAGAUUGCCAAUUAAACAAAUCAAAUAGCUUGAAAGUCGCAUAUACAAUUAGUGUUGAUAAGUCAGGAAAAGGAAACUUCACUACAAUUCAAAGCGCCAUCGAUUCAGUUCCUGAUGGGAAUACUCAUUGGAUACGUAUCCAAAUCUCUCCAAAUACAUACAGGGAAAAAAUUACAAUUCCUAUGAAGAAACCAUGCAUUUUUCUGGAAGGAGCAGACAAAGAGUUGACGAGUAUCGAAUGGGAUGAUCAUGGAGUGACAGGGACUAGUGCUACCUUUAGUUCCUAUUCUGAAAAUCUCAUAGCAAAAGGCAUUAAAUUCAAGAACACAUAUAACUGGAAUUUACCAGUUAAGGCAGAGAAUUUCAGCUGGAGACAAGCAGUGUCAGCUAGAAUAAGAGGAGAUAAGUCUGCUUUCUAUGAUUGCGCUUUUGUAGGAAUACAAGAUACUUUCUGGGAUGAGAAGGGCCGCCAUUACUUCUACAAAUGCUAUUUUGAAGGUGCUGUUGAUUUCAUUUUUGGCAAAGCCAAAUCUAUCUAUGAGAAAUGUUUGUUAUCAGUUAACAAAGGAAGAUAUGAUCCAGAAAUACCUGGAUAUAUAACAGCACAAAAAAAAGAAUGGGCAGAGCAUGAGAGUGGUUUUGUUUUUAAAAAUUGUGAAAUCAAUGGAAGUGGUAAAGCUUACCUUGGAAGAGCUUGGGGACCCUUUUCUUCUGUAGUUAUUUAUAAUUCAACCAUAUCAGAGGUUAUAGUCCCUCAAGGUUGGAAUGCUUGGGACUACGUUGGCCACGAAGCAAAUUUUACGUAUGUGGAGGUUGAUAACAGAGGACCAGGAGCAGAGACUUCCAAGCGGGUACCUUGGGUGAAUCAACUCAAUGCCAGUGAACUUAGCAAAUAUUUGACUUUGUCAUACAUCGACUCAGAUGGGUGGCUUGCUGCGUUAUCCAAUAUCUUCUGAUUUAUUUGGAGGGUUCAGUAGAAAAUUUAUACUCUGGUUAAAUUUUUACAGUUGUAGUAAAUUUUAUCCAUAAUAAUGUAAUAAUGUAGCAUACACUAUUAUACGAAAUUUUCAUUUCAAAUUAGCUGGAACUAUAAUUUAAAUGAUCUUUUUUAAUCAAA
Jatropha curcas is the source of this 2303-nucleotide messenger RNA. RefSeq names its product putative pectinesterase 55. Gene Ontology annotation, molecular function: pectinesterase activity. The record is from RefSeq and is a predicted model, not a curated record. Lineage: Eukaryota; Viridiplantae; Streptophyta; Magnoliopsida; Malpighiales; Euphorbiaceae. Gene Ontology annotation, biological process: pectin catabolic process; cell wall modification.